Molecule: messenger RNA, 1889 nt
Organism: Chlorocebus sabaeus (green monkey)
Lineage: Eukaryota; Metazoa; Chordata; Mammalia; Primates; Cercopithecidae
Source: RefSeq, a predicted model, not a curated record
AUGGAGUCAGGGCCCCCUCAGAUCAUAGCCUCCUGGCGGCAGUGCCUAGCAGAGUUUCUGGGUGUGUUUGUGCUCAUGAUACGUAGGCUCCUCACCCAAGGAGCUUCUGGCCCAGCUAUCUGCAGUGGAGAAACCAAAGGCAACUUCUUCACCAUGUUUCUGGCUGGCUCUCUGGCCAUUGUAGUAGCCAAGCUCUGCGUGGGUGGUAACGUCUCAGGGGCCCACCUGAAUCCAGCCUUCUCCCUGGCCAUGUGCAUCGUUGGACGCCUCCCCUGGGUCAAGCUCCCCAUUUACAUCUUAGUGCAGUUGCUGUCUGCUUUCUGUGCUUCAGGAGCCACCUACGUUCUCUACUAUGAUGCCCUACAGAACUAUACAGGUGGGAACCUGACAGUGACUGGCCCCAAGGAAACAGCCUCCAUUUUUGCCACCUAUCCUGCCCCCUAUCUGUCCCUGAACAAUGGCUUCCUGGAUCAGGUUCUGGGCACCGGUAUGCUGAUGGUGGGGCUCUUAGCCAUCCUGGACAGACGGAACAAGGGAGUCCCUGCGGGUCUGGAGCCUGUGGUGGUGGGGAUGCUGAUCCUGGCCAUCGGGUUAUCCAUGGGUGCCAACUGUGGGUUUCCACUCAACCCUGCCCGGGACUUGGGCCCACGUCUCUUCACCUACGUGGCUGGCUGGGGUCCUGAAGUCUUCAGGUGGGAGACAGCCUCCCCUGGUGCUGGCCUCCACUCACCUUCCUCUGCUAAGGGCUCUGUCCCUAGGUCCACAGCACUCAGCCUUUAAAUAGCUCUCUUGGCCUCUUAGGACAGUGUUCUUUCUCCAAGUCACAUGCUCCCCCUUUCUCCCUUGUUUCCCUCCCAACUUUUCACUGAAACAGUAAGAUUUAGAGGUUGUGUUCUUAGGCAUGCCAUAUUACCUCCGUGCACAUUAGUUACUUCAACAGCAAAAUUAAUAUAUUCAGAUAAUUCCCUAAGGCAAGAGGCUGGACCAAGCUCUCCUGGGGUUCCCUCUUCUAAAUACUAUGCUUUGGUGCCAAGGCAAUCCUCUUCCUGGUGUCUACCACCCUGGGAACAACUUUAGGGCACUCUCUUGUUACUACCCCCUGUCCUUGGAGAGGGGGAGGCAAAGGGAGUCACUCCUGAUACCUUCCCAUUGUCCUUCUUUUGCAGUGCUGGUAAUGGCUGGUGGUGGGUGCCUGUGCUGGCCCCUCUGGUGGGGGCCACCCUUGGCACAGCCACUUACCAGCUAUUAGUGGCUCUGCACCACCCUGAGGACCCAGAGCCAGCUCAGGAUCUGAUGUCUGCCCAACACAAAGCCUCAGAGUUGGAAACUCCUGCCUCCGCUCAGAGGCUGGAGUGUAAGCUAUGAUUAGGACAACCCUUACUUCACUCAUGGACCCUGGAGCCAGCCACUGACCCCGCCUGGGAGCAACAGUUAUUCUUCCUCUUUGUUAAUGUGCCAGAACCUGGGAGGUUUCUCUGUUUACCCAUCUGGCAUCCCUUCUUCCUAAACUAAGAAGGAUCCUGGACAGGGAGAAGUGGAGGAGGAUAAGGUACCAGGACUCAGGCUUCUCAUUCCCUCCUUCCGCAAAGCGGUUUUCUGACCCUCAAGGCCUCUCGUAAAGUAGUUGCUGGAGGUAGCCGCUAGAGGGUGCACACCUGGCCGCUGGAUGGGGACUGCUGCGGGCAUCUGCAGGGUGGAGGGGGCCCCCAUCCAGUGUAGGGCACAACCCUGGGGACUGCCCUCCGUAGCCUGUCCCGACUGCCGACUCCCAUCUCGCAUCGCCUCGGCGCCUCCCACUUUCACCCCCUCAGGGGCGCCUCCCCCAGAGGGUGUGGGGGGGCGUGUUAGGUGUAGGAAAGCCGCCUCCACCCAGGGGGCGUGGUGGGGGC